UUCAGGUCCGAAUGCAUCGAAUCAUCGAAAUUCGGUCUGAAUCAUCGCUGAACCUUGUCAGGUGCAGCGAAGUUCAUUGCACUUCAUCCCUACAGCGAAGAUUAUCGUGCAGAUAGGCUCGACCAUGGUUAUUAGUUAGUUCAACCAUUAGUUCAAUCAUGGGCUCGACGCCCGCAUCUCUCUCAUGCCGUCUGAAGAAACAUACCAACAUUCAUUCUAUGAAUUUUGUUAUCUCUAAUAAAACUUCUUAUGAAUGCCAGCAUCCCAAUUUUUUCAGGAGGUUGAAAAAUAGUUAAUUUCAAAUUGAAUGCGUUGCAUUAAGGCACCAAUGUUGACAUAGCUAGUAACCGAUAGGAAUUGGUAAGAAUCGUUUAUUAGGAGAAGAUGGGUCGUAUCAAAUUUAAAGUAGCACUCUUAUGGAUAUUUUUUGUAUUCGUCUUCUUUAUAUUAAAGAAUGGUGACCCGGCCUGGCUGCAAUUCAACGAGAUAGAGACUGGUCCCAAGUGGCGGUCUAAAAUGCAGGUCGAGCAACAGCACCGACGACUACACACACAGAAAGCCUGCCAAUUGCUGGGUAACUCGUCUAAAUACGCGAGCCUGGACGAGAUGAACAGCAGCCACCUCUUGUGGUUGAUGCGUCGGCGCAUGAUGACGUGUAUCAAUAAUAAGGUGGGUUCAACGUGGUGGGUGAACUUGUUGCUGCAGGAUUAUUUUGACGGGGAACCUUUGCUGACAGCCUACCGCUCCCCACACUACAUCGCCGAGACCGUCCUCGGCCUGUCGCCAACAAUUAGCAGCUUCGAGAUCCCCGAACUACUAGAAAGCGUCCGCAGCGUUAUAAUCGUCCGACACCCGUUCGUGCGACUCGUGUCGGCAUACCGCGACAAAAUAGAGUCCUGCGUCGACAAAGAUGACUGCUACGCCUACGAAUUCGGCUUCACGCGAGAGUCGGUCCCGCGCAGUUUUAGCGCCUUCGUCGAGUUUCUAAUUCGCAUAAUCCCAGAAAGCGGACCUUUUCGUGGCCAGCUCAUCGACGACAUUGACAGUCACUGGCUGCCGUAUUACAUAAACUGCGCGCCUUGUGAUAUUAAGUACGACUUCACUGUCAAGAUGGAAUCUUGGCAGGAUGAUGUUAGAUUCGUCCUAGAAAACUUCAAUUUCACAUCUUUUAGAGAAAACGAACGCAUUAAUGCUUCUAAUGCCACCCACGUUGCACUCGAAUAUUUUAAGGACGUCGAACCACACUUAAUCAGCAGCCUGUACUCGGCAUACUUCGCUGACUUCGAAAUGUUCGGUUAUAGCCCUAACGGCUUUUAUAAUAUUUAUAAAUAGUUUGAUAUUUUGUUAAUGGAAAGAAAAACACAGAUAAUUUUCAUGUUUUUCACGUUAUUAUAAUCCCAACAAAGUUGAGUUAAAUCUCUGGCAUCUGUUACCGAUUAAAUCUUCGGCGCUCUUCGAUUUUCUCACAAGAAAUUGAGUAAUAAGGUGUAAUGUUGUAUGUAGGCUGCAAAUUCCCUACUUGUAUUCAGACCAUAGAGAUUAAGUAUACCGGUGCUGAUGUAGGCCGAGGAUGGUAAUAGUAGCCUUGUCAAUUCCGGCUUGCGUGUUGGUGCCUCGCUUACAGGGGAUUACCUGACCAUCGCCUAGGUGAGCUAUAUUUAGAGUUACUGUUGAAUACCGUUACUGUGUUAUGCGUUACCGUGUUCCGUGUUAAUUUUACUGUGCCUUAGUGUGUGUUUACUAUAGGUGGCUUAUAUUGUAAAUAAUUAAUCUGGCGUCAUGAAAAGCCGUUGGUAGAAUAGACAUUAGGCGUAUUAAUUAACAGUGUAUUUACUAUGCUUAUUUCUCUUCUAGGAUCAAGAGCUUUGUCCCUCAGUUAGCUCGCUCUCUCUCUCCUCCGCGUCUUAGUUCAACAACAUUAGGCUACUUGUUGAACUUCUUAGUUAAUAAACCUUGAACUUG
Messenger RNA from Hyalella azteca, 1962 nucleotides. Its product is annotated as carbohydrate sulfotransferase 8. Lineage: Eukaryota; Metazoa; Arthropoda; Malacostraca; Amphipoda; Hyalellidae. The coding region runs from base 385 to 1332 and encodes 315 amino acids. Gene Ontology annotation, biological process: carbohydrate biosynthetic process. Gene Ontology annotation, molecular function: sulfotransferase activity. The transcript has 8 exons. The record is from RefSeq and is a predicted model, not a curated record. Gene Ontology annotation, cellular component: membrane.